AUGUGUAUUCCUGAAAUGGUCGCCAAACUACUGGAAGGCUGUUCUGCUACCCUGUCCCUUAACCUUGACAAAAGGCCGCUUCAGCAGGAUUUGGUGUAUUUUGAAGACAUGGUGCACAAGCUUCUGGAUUGCAUACUUUUGCCGGCUUCGUUACUGCUUUUAUCUUCACAGAAAGAUGAGUAUGUCAAGGACCUUGGGUUGAAGAUGAGAUUCCUGGACACGGCUUAUUUCGGUGGACUUUCGAUGUCGGGCUGGAGUAAGAUCCGCGAAAAGCUUCCUCGAUUCGUGGAAGACACGCUGGAUGGCAGCUAUCGCGAGGUCCUGAUUGACGGCUUGUUAGUGCUGACCUACAGUGGUCUUGUCACUCAGCUCUUCAAAGGCGAUUCGGCAACGAAGGAGGAUCUUGCCUCGGCUGUGGAGAAAAUCACCGACAAGGUCUCCGACGAGAGCGGGAGUUUACAGACUGAGAUAAAGGAAGUGAAGGUGUGCGCUCGCGAGCUGAAGACGUGGGCUAAGAAGGUCGAGCUGGAGAGGACCAAGAGCGACCUGAACGAGGAGACCAACCAGAUUGGCCAGGUGAAGGAGAGUGGCAACGAUCAGCUGAAAGAGGGUGGUAACAAUGGAGAUUAA
Messenger RNA from Linum tenue, 630 nucleotides. NCBI's taxonomy places the organism in Eukaryota, Viridiplantae, Streptophyta, Magnoliopsida, Malpighiales, Linaceae. The record is from the annotation of a GenBank genome assembly.